GUGGAGAUGUUGUAAAGAGCAUUGCGUUUCUUGGUGCGAUCUCAUUUCGUGUUCAUCUCAGGUUCCACCUGACGGAGGAGGUUAAAAGCACUUUAAUUUGCUUAACUAUGACGCGGAUAGUACCUUUAAGGUUUCUUGUGCGUGAAGCGGCGGUGAUUCUGUUUACUUUCUGCGGGCUGUGGAACAUGAGCCGCGGAGAUGUACUCCGAGGACUGGUGCCGGCACCCUUGUGCGAAAACUACAACGUCGUGGAUUUGUCGCACAACUUCGACAACCGGACAGUAUAUUGGGACGACAGCGCCUAUUACAAGCUCAACGUGACCAUCUACAACGACACCAGAGCUGGAUGGUUCCAAGAGGAUGUCAUGGAAGAAGCCAUACAUGGGGGGACCCACCUGGAUUCCCCAGUGCACUUCUACAUGGGAGGCUGGGACGCGACGCAGAUACCACUGGAUAGGUUGUUGUUCCUGCCAAUGGCAAUUGUGGACGUGAGGGAACAAGUGGCAAUGAAUGCCGAGUACCUGCUCUCAGUGGACGACAUACUAAGCUGGGAAGAAAGGAAUGGCCCGCUUCCCAGCGGGUGCCUCUUCGUGACUAACACCGGGCAGUCCAAGCACUGGCCUAACCGCAGCGCCUACAUGGGCAUCGACGGUAACGGCGUCAAGCACUUCCCUGCGAUACAACCGGAGGCGGCCUCUUUCCUGGCGACGCAACGGAAUGUAUAUGGUGUUGGCGUGGAUACGCCUUCGAUCGACGCGGCUCACGACGAUGCAGCCCACCGAGCAGUGUCGGCGGCGAACAUCUUCAUCCUCGAGAACCUUGUGGGCUUGGAGAAGUUGCCACCAAGAGGAGCCCGCGCCAUUGUGCUGCCGCUAAAGAUGGAUGGAGCGAGCGGUUCACCUGUACGGGUGGUUGCACUGGCACCUCUAUAAAAUGCUACUAUGCUCUUCGUGUUCUAAAUCGCGCCUCACUCUGCUACGUCUAAAACC
Rhipicephalus sanguineus (brown dog tick) is the source of this 989-nucleotide messenger RNA. Its product is annotated as isatin hydrolase. NCBI's taxonomy places the organism in Eukaryota, Metazoa, Arthropoda, Arachnida, Ixodida, Ixodidae. The record is from RefSeq and is a predicted model, not a curated record. Gene Ontology annotation, molecular function: arylformamidase activity. The coding region runs from base 108 to 932 and encodes 274 amino acids. The transcript is spliced from 3 exons.